AUGAGAGAAGAUUAUGAUGUUUGUGUGUUUGACACAACAUUCAGAACAAACAAGUACAAUUUAGUUUGUGCACCGUUUGUAGGCGUCAACAACCACUGGAGUAAUGUGAUGUUUGCUUGUGCAUUUAUUGCUGAUGAGAAAACAACAACUUUUGUGUGGCUGUUGGAAGCAUUUUUGGAGUCUAUGGGAGGAAAAGCACCUAUCACUAUCUUUACUGAUCAAGAUCAAGGAAUGGCAAAUGCUAUUGAACAGGUGUUUCCUAAUACUAGACAUAGAUUGUGCUUAUGGCAUCUACGAAAAAAUGCAGUGUCAAGGAGUGAGAGCACAAACCAUGCGAUUGGAUUUAAGGGAAACAAAUCCACUACUCUGACAGAAUUCUUCCACAUUUUUGGGGCAACUGUUGACCGUUGGAGGUAUCAAGAGGGCCAAAACGAAUUUGACUGUGGAAAUGCUUUGCCCAAAUCAGAUUUCCCUAUGGUUGGUCUAAUUAAACAUGCAGAAAGUGUUUACACACUUACAUUGUUUCGAGAUUUUGAAAAAGAAUUCAAAUACGCCAUGGGCUGCAUUUCAACAAUUGACUACAUGAAUGGAAAUUUCCUUGGAUACAAAGUACAGCAUGAAUCAUGGCCAGAGCAUACAGCAAAAUAUGUUGCAUUUGAUCCAUCAGUCAAUUCCAUUGCUUGCACCUGCAAAAACUUUGAAGAAUCUGGAUGGCUAUGUUUUCAUGCAAUUCGUGUUCUACAUAUACAUUCUAUAAUCAACAUUCCGGAGCAAUAUAUAUGCAAAAGGUGGACAAAGUUUGCAAAAAGUGAAGUGUGGAAGAAAAUGGAACAAAAAGAAGAUAACAGAAUUGAAAAAAGAAAAAUUACUCCAUGGCGUUACGAAAUGGUUUUGAGAGAUGCUUUUACCAAUGCUUUUGAUAGCAUAAUUAAAGUACUAGAAGCAGAAAAGGCAGCAGAAAAUGAGUCAGCACAAAAAGCGGCAGAGGACGUUGCACCACCAUCAUCAUCAUCAUCAUCAUCAAAUGCACCUUUAGAAAGCCAUCAACCUCUUCCACAAAUAACGGUUCAAAAUCCACCACAAGUAAAGACAAAAGGAAGAAGUAAGAGAACACGAUGA
Messenger RNA from Spinacia oleracea (spinach), 1119 nucleotides. Its product is annotated as protein FAR1-RELATED SEQUENCE 5-like. Gene Ontology annotation, molecular function: DNA binding; zinc ion binding; transposase activity. NCBI's taxonomy places the organism in Eukaryota, Viridiplantae, Streptophyta, Magnoliopsida, Caryophyllales, Amaranthaceae. The record is from RefSeq and is a predicted model, not a curated record. Bases 1 to 1119 code for a protein of 372 amino acids. The transcript is spliced from 5 exons. Gene Ontology annotation, biological process: DNA transposition.